CUGCCGCUGACAGCCGCCCCCCCGGCGCCCGCCCCGCAGAGGGCUCCUGGCUGCCGCCAACAUCAUGAGGUAAAACCGGCGUGUCGUCUCGCCGCGGGCCGCUCGGGGCCCUGGCGGUGUCGCCCCGGGGCCGGUGUCGUUCCCCGCGCCGGGGCAGGUGUUGGCAGCUGCCGCGCGGGGUUGCAGGGUCCGGCGUGUGCGGAGGGCGAGCGGUGGCGCGGCCCCGCGUGUGCCCCAGGUCCCCGCGCUGCGGCCCCGUCCCCGCCCGCCUCCCGCCGCCGCCUCCCGCCUCCCCGCGCCCGUCCCCGCCUCCGUCUCCUCCGCCCUGCCGAGCCCCGGCCCGCUCCUCCCCGCCGCCGCCGCCGCCGCCGCCGCCGCCGCCGCCGCCCCGGCCCCGCGGCUCCGUCCCCGGCCCGGCCGCGCUCCCCGGCGGGCCGCCGCCUGCAUGUCGUUGCUGCCCGCCGCCGCCGCCCCGCCGCCCUGCCGCCGCCGGCCCCGCCGCCCUGCCGCGCCGGAUGCAGACUAACAGGGAUGCCAAAGGAAAAAUAUGAUCCCCCAGAUCCUCGCAGAAUUUACACAAUCAUGUCAGCAGAAGAGGUAGCCAACGGGAAGAAGUCGCACUGGGCUGAAUUAGAGAUCUCGGGUAGAGUGCGGAGCUUAAGUACGUCACUUUGGUCGCUGACGCACUUGACUGCUCUGCACCUCAAUGACAAUAAUCUUACUCGCAUUCCACCUGAUAUUGCCAAGCUUCAUAAUCUGGUUUACCUGGAUCUGUCAUCCAACAAACUCAGAAGUUUACCAGCAGAACUAGGAAACAUGGUAUCUCUCAGGGAAUUGCUUUUAAAUAACAAUCUGUUACGGGUUUUGCCUUAUGAACUUGGACGGCUCUUCCAGCUACAAACCCUAGGUUUGAAAGGCAAUCCUUUAUCACAAGAUAUUCUCAGCCUCUACCAGGAUCCAGACGGAACUCGAAAGCUACUGAACUACAUGCUUGACAAUCUAGCAGUUCAUCCAGAGCAGCUGCCUCCAAGGCCAUGGAUUACUUUAAAAGAACGAGACCAAAUUCUGCCCUCAGCUUCAUUCACAGUUAUGUGUUACAAUGUGUUGUGUGAUAAAUAUGCCACCCGGCAGCUCUACGGCUACUGCCCGUCUUGGGCCCUCAAUUGGGAGUAUAGAAAAAAAGGAAUCAUGGAAGAAAUUGUCAACUGUGAUGCAGAUAUCAUUAGUCUUCAAGAAGUGGAAACAGAGCAAUACUUCACCCUUUUUCUGCCAGCCUUGAAAGAACGAGGAUAUGAUGGAUUCUUUUCUCCAAAGUCACGUGCCAAAAUCAUGUCUGAGCAGGAGAAAAAGCAUGUGGAUGGCUGUGCAAUAUUCUUCAAAACUGAAAAAUUUACGCUGGUGCAGAAGCAUACAGUGGAGUUCAACCAGGUGGCAAUGGCUAACUCUGAAGGUUCGGAAGCUAUGUUAAAUAGAGUGAUGACGAAGGACAACAUCGGAGUUGCUGUGGUGUUAGAGGUGCACAAAGAAUUAUUUGGAGCAAGUAUGAAAUCACUUCAUGUGGACAAACAGCUGCUUAUUGUGGCCAAUGCCCACAUGCACUGGGACCCUGAAUACUCAGAUGUGAAACUCAUUCAGACUAUGAUGUUUGUCUCGGAACUGAAAAAUAUCCUUGAGAAAGCCUCAAGCAGGCCCGGUAGCCCAACAGCAGAUCCUAACUCUAUCCCUCUGGUGCUGUGUGCGGAUCUCAACUCAUUGCCUGAUUCAGGUGUAGUGGAAUACUUAAGCAAUGGCAUAGUAGCUGACAACCACAAGGACUUCAAGGAGUUGCGUUAUAACGAGUGUCUCAUGAACUUCAGUGGCAACGGAAAAAACGGGGCUUCUGAAGGAAGAAUUACGCAUGGCUUCCAACUCAAGAGCGCCUAUGAAAACAACUUGAUGCCUUACACCAAUUACACUUUUGAUUUCAAAGGUGUGAUUGACUACAUUUUCUAUUCCAACACUCACAUGAACGUGCUUGGUGUCCUGGGGCCUUUGGACCCUCAGUGGCUGGUUGACAACAACAUCACUGGGUGUCCACACCCUCACAUCCCUUCAGACCACUUCUCACUGUUAACACAACUCGAACUCCAUCCUCCGCUCCUGCCUCUUGUCAACGGUGUGCACUUGCCGAACAGGAGGUAGUGGAGCCCUGCCCCUCUGCGGGCAAGGACCUGUUGUUAUGGACCUGUACAGUUGUAAAUCAAAGUAUAUAGGAGUGAAGUAUGGCCAACCUUAAGCUGCUUCUUCAAGCUCCUUUCCUUAUGUGUUUGAUAUGAGAUUUUGCACAUUUUGGUGCAUAUUGGUAUCAUUUGGCACUAGGGCUGGAACCAAAGUAUUACUCCCUUUCCAGGUUUUUAAUUUAAAUUUAAAAAAAAAACCAACUGGCAAGCUUUUUCUUUUCGGUAGGAAGCUGCACUUACAAAUGGACAAAUGAGAUUAUAAACCUUCGUACUAACAUAUUUCAAGAUAAUGCUUGUUUUUCCAGAAUGUGGCAAAAUGAACCAACCUUUUAGGAGAAAGGAAAACAAAAAUAGAAAUGCUUGGUUUGUAGGAAGAAUAUUAGAAAUAUUUGUUUGAAUCCAAAACGGAGACUGAACUCUGCAUCCGAAAUAAAUUUUGCACGUUAGCGAAGCACUUAAUACCUGACUAUAAAUGACUAGCAGUGUGGCCCUGCCCCUCGUCUAACUAAUAUUGGAAAACCAAAGAUAGCUUAGUAUCUGUGAUAAAAGCUGAGGUCUAAAUUCUCCUGAUGUAAUCUCAUUUACGACGAAAUUUCCAGCAAAGCUAUGUCUCACGAGAAUUUGCAAGCGAGCGUUUAAUGCUGUGUGUAGAUUGCUUGCUUGCCAGAUGCCAUGGUGACUUUUUUCAGAGCUCUGAAGAACUGGGUCCUUUCUGGGCAAGAUGCGCAGGGAUCCAAAGGAGCUCUGUGAAACAGAGCUGCCUCUGCUUCGGCAAGCCCGGGCGACAUGCUGCUCAGCAGCACAGUUUGGGAGCGGGGCUUAGAAAUGGUAAGAAAUUGCACUUGAAGCGAGCGAGCCGUUGCAAGUGUUUGGGUUCUGGGUGAAUAAAAAAGUUGCAAAUCCGUCCUAGGUUCCUCUUUCCAAAGUUCAGUUGCAAAGAUGGGAAACUUGGGAUUAACUGCUUAAGCGUAGGGUACAGGAAAAAGCUGCUGGAAAUGACCUUACUUCUGCCUCCAAGGGCGCGCAGAGGAGCUGUCGGCAUGCUUUUUUCACUGGGGGAGCAAGUGGCAGCCUUAGUCAUUCCUUGGAUUAUUUUUCCUGACCCUAGUUGCCAAAUAGCCAUCACACUUUUUUAAUAAUCUUUCUUUUCUGUUGUCGGUCAGGGUUGAAUUAAAAAGCUGCUGGUUCAUUCCCAACUGUUAAUGCUCUUUGGAUGUGUUGGAAAUCCCCUCCACCUUUUUUUUUCCUUUUUAUGCUCUAGGUGGCCAGUUCAAAACGUUGUGCCUCGAGAGGCUUUAAACGUAAUGCAAUUUUCUGAAAAAAAUUGUUUGGCUGCUUAAUGUUAAAAAAAAAAAAUGGCACAGUGAUAGGAAAAGGUUGUGUCUGUGUUUUUAAGUUUUUCUUUAUUCUGCUUUUUUGCUGCUAUAAGAUUUUCUUGAAUUUAUAUUUUAAACUUUUCAUGCACUUUACUGUUUCUAGUCUCAAAAUGUGAUAUUUUUAAUAAAUGAAAAAAUUUUCCAUUAUGUGAAUGAAAUUUUUAAACAGAUUGAUAGCCUAUAUUUAUGUCUCAUUCGUAUACUUUAAAAAGUCAAAUUUAAAUUGUGAAAUUAGUUUUAAAUACUAAGGAGCCAUCUUCUGUCUUGCAAAACUGCUAAGUCAGGCUGUUCCUCUACUCUUUAAUUAAACAUUUCCUUUGUCGUUUUAUACAUAGGAAAUUAUCCACAGGGGGAAAUAAAAAAUUAAUUGGACCUAGAGUAGAAACCAUUCCCUGACUCUUGUUGGGGGCCGGGGAGGGGGUGGUGCGGGACAGAACGCAGAAAUGGGUUCAACAAAACAAGAACUCCCUUUUAAAAGAAGUGCCUAAAAAACGGAGGCGUCAUCUAUUGUCUACUAUAAAUUGGAAGCGAUCAUAGCUGGGUGAAAUUCCUGUACAGAAAUUGUUUUGUGCAGCACCAAAAAAAACCCAAAACAAAACCCUUUCUAAAGACAGAUAUUCCUCUAGGUGCAGGUAUCUCUUUUGUAAUAUACCUCAGCAUUUGCCACCUAGCCGUUGCAGAUAAAUUGCGAAAGCGAUUUGAGAGUAUAGUACUGGAAAGUAGAAUAGCAUGAAAAACUUAAUUUUGUGGACAUUACCUUUCUGUAAUCAGCUACUGUAUCUUUUUUGGAGGGGGGGGGUGCUCUGCUCUGGGCGUGUGCACUAACAAACCCUUCUCCUCCUUUUCCUACACGCAUGUUAACUAGCAACGUGAGCAGUAUUUCCUACCAUACUUCACUCCCAAUAUUUUUUGAGAUGUUUGUAUAAAAUGGAAUUUAAAAUUCACCUAUGAUUGUAUAUGAACUGCAGAGGAGCCCAUUUAUUAAUAAAAAUAAAAACCAACAACAAUGUUUUGUAAUAUCGGGGUGGGAGAGAAUGGGGAUGGAAAAACAAAACGAACCCUAGCAAACAUUGUAAACUGCUUACGUUUGACUUCCCUUUGGUUUCUAACCGAUUGAAGUGUUCUGUUGCGGGAAGGUGUUUAAUUGGAUUUUCUCUGCUGCAAAAUGCACUUCUGAACGUCCAUUACGCUGUGCAAAUUUUUUUUUAAAAAAAAACCACGUUAUUUUAACAGACGUUGCACAAAACCUCUGGAUUUAAAAAAAAAAAAUAAUGAGUCUUGUUUAUGUUUCAGUCGAUGCACAUAACUGGGGACACAUUUACCUGCCUUUCAUGUGUCUGGCUCCCUCCCUGUUUUUCUUCUGUUUUUUCCCUUCCCAGCAGGAGCAGUAAGGGGAUUGCGCUUUUUUUCCAGCUGAGCAGCAACACUGCUCUCUGUAGCGAAUUUCUGUUCUGGGAAGAGAGGGAGCGGGGAGCAGGCAGCCACCGGCCUCAUGCGCAGGAUGAGAUCCCUUUCUGUAAACGUACACAUCGUCCAGAUGGCAACGCUAAUUUUCUUUUGACUUGAGUGGAAGCUGACGGUAGGGUGUUUCCCAGGGGAGAGGGAGGAAUAUGAACCAAAAUAUCCCUAAUCCUAAGCAGAGAUGGGUGGGAAACCAUCAGCUCUCUCCAUCGCUGACCCUCAGUUCCCAGCACGACAUGGUGCCCUUGCAGCCAACACCUGGGAAAAAAUGCUCUCAGCCCUUUACUGCUCCUUGCUGCCCUGGUUUGCUUUCAAAAAAUAUGGUGCCUGGUGUCAACUUCUAAGCAACAGCACUGCCUAAAGCAAGCAGAGAAAAAAAAAUCCAACACCCUUCUACAAGCAACUUUUUAAAAUUCAGUAUGGUAAAUCUGUUAGAUACGGGGUUUUGUGUGUGUAUAUAUAUAUAUAAAAAAAAGAGAAUUUUGUACAAUGUAGCUGAAUAUUUUUGUUUCCUUAUUUCGGUGUAAGGAGCGUGAACAUUUGCAUACCACACGCUGAAGUCAGGUAUGGCACAAUGGGGUCUGAGACCAGCUUUCCUUCCCAUUUGCCUCAUUAAAAGCUUUUGUCGUCCCUCUCUAGCAUUCGUUGAGAAAAUAUUUCAUUUUUUUGGUAAGCUUUCUCUGUCUGUUAGAAGCUGCUCCUGUUUAGUCUGCAGAAACAUUCAGGAAAGGUCUCGUUAGUUCCAAGUCCUCGCUGUUCUGUGUUUUAUAGAAUAGAAAGCCAAAAUCUUUGACUCUUAAUCUUUUCAGAAUCACUUGCCACUGACCUAACGCAGCUUUCAAAACCGUACCAUGACCUUCAGCAUUUGGGUAACGCUGCAGGUGGCUGCUGGUCUCCCACCUUGCUGGCUUUGCUGUGGAGCCUCCUAAAUCCAUGUUCCCACUCUUGAGCUCCUGAGGCCCACUUUACAAAGGUGCUGAGCAUCCACAGCUCCCACUUAAUCCUGAAUUAUUGCACUUCUGGAGACUGGCUUUCCACACCUGGAUUGUGAGACAUUGGGUCCAAAUCAGGAGCAAGAAUUUGAGACCUCAAAUGUUCAUAGCACUUUUUUCUCUGGGGUUGGUUUUGAUCAGGCAGUGAGGGGGAAGCCGAAAAGGCUUGUUGAAAUUCAGUUUCUCUGUUAAUUUAGGAGAUGGGUGGGGAAAACACUUGAAAGAUUCCCCAGGGCAGGAGUGCACUAUUCACACCACCUUAGCAGGGAGCAGGAGCCAGAAAGGCCCUGCUGGUCCUCACUCUCUGAAGACCAGAUUUAAAUCCAGCAACACAGCAGCAGUUCCUUCGUUUUCACAAUGCAUUUUCAGCAUCUAGCAUCAAAACCUUCCUUUGGCAUGAGGCUUGGCAUAGCAGGGUGGAGUGAAAGGUCUUUUAGUCCUCUCCAAAUCAAUAACCUGCAUUAGAAACACCACACAAAGGUGAUGCGCACCCUUGUACUGGUUUAAAAGGGAAUUUAAUCGCAGAUAGCGUUGCCCCCUCCCCAGUGACCUCAGCUUUGUGCAUAAUUACAAUUUCUCUGUUCUUGGCUUCCACAUAGAUCUUUUUCUUGUAACGGUAGCAGAGAUCUAAGGCCUGAUUUAAACCUAAGGAAGGACCUCUCCCUGUUGUAUGGGGAGGUGGGUGAUGGAAGCACAUCCUUCCUUGGCACGCGGGUACGAGGCAGCAGCAGGAGGUGGUUCAGCUGCAAUCAAUCAGGCUGCCAAUGUCAAAGAGCAGCGGGUCGUUGUCCUACUUGGUCACCACAGAGAUGCGAUGUUCUUCUGGGCGGUCUUUGCAAUCCAAACAGCAAAGCAGCACACAAGACUCGCUGAAGUUCACGUUGGCUUCAGAAGCGGUGUGGUUUCGGCACCAAGCACGCUCAUUGAAAAACCUUGCCUGCCUAAUUGUGUGUGUCCCAAAAGGAGCUGAAGAGCUUGGUCUUGGAGGGGUUUUACCCAGUGGGACAGAGGACCUGGUUUGUUAGAGACCUGCAAAAAAGAAAUGAGCCUCAGAUGCAGAGAGGCUCAGGUUUUUCUGAUAGACGUUAUUAUUAGCUGAGUUCCUCCAUCUCAUAGUGAGGCAAAGCACCGUGCGAUAUGCAGCUCGCAAGGUUUUUGUAGGAUUACAGAAGUACAGUCACGUGCCCUCCCUUUCUUGCCCUUCAGCGUUCAAAGGUGACACGAACCCCAGGACAACCUGGUGGAAACCAUUCAUGUCUUGUCUUAAGUCUCUAUGCCAAGCAUCAGCCAAGAAGAACUCACUUGUAAGACCAAAAACCAAUUUAGAAGGAGGCUGUAAGGCUCUAGAUCCAGGCACAGCUGUACGUGGUACUGUAUUUUCUCCUGUGACCACUCUUUGCAUUGACACUGACCACGGGUUUGCUUUUCCUCCAGGAAACAAGAGCAGGGACAAAAAAAAUGAGCAGAUGAGGCAGGUGCAGGCAUUGUGCGAUCAGAAGAGGGACAAAAAUAAUACCUUUAAAGAAUAAUACCUUUAAAGAACUCCUUAAUCCGAAGAAAAACUAUUUGACUUUAUAAAAGUAUUAAAAGACUGAUAAAGUUUGCUGGUUUGGCUGUGUUUGAGGAUGACGGACUUCAGUGCAUCUUCUUGGAGUCUAUCUGGCAAUAAGCAUGACAAUAGAGGAGUGCUCUUUGGUACUUCAGGGUGUUUUAAACAGUGUUGAUGGCAAAGCACGCUAAGCGAUAUGACUCUCUCUUUUUUCCCUCCCCUCCUGCAAUCUUAUGGUGUGUUUAGCUUGCAAAAUCUCUCACCGUUUGAGUGGUGAAGGUUAGAGCGAUCCUGGUACUUGGUCCUGUCCUCUUUGUUAAACGGUUCCUACAGUUUAGGCAUUUACUGAGUUUGCAUUUGUCUGUAUUUGUCUUUGUUCCAAAGCAAAAAAAACCAACAAUCAACCCAACCAAAAAAACCCAGCCAAAUCAACAACCUCAUGGUGGCUUUCUUUACGAGUGACAUGUUACAUGACUUUGGCUUUGUUUUCCGUUUUUACUUACCGCAUCGUGUGUUUGCUUUCCACGCAAUUAAAAGUGUUUGUGUGCACCAUUGUAACUAAA
Molecule: messenger RNA, 8160 nt
Organism: Falco peregrinus (peregrine falcon)
Lineage: Eukaryota; Metazoa; Chordata; Aves; Falconiformes; Falconidae
Gene: CNOT6L
Product: CCR4-NOT transcription complex subunit 6 like
Exons: 12
Coding region: 532-2181 (549 amino acids)
Biological process (GO): nuclear-transcribed mRNA poly(A) tail shortening
Cellular component (GO): CCR4-NOT complex; nucleus; cytoplasm
Molecular function (GO): poly(A)-specific ribonuclease activity; protein binding
Source: RefSeq, a predicted model, not a curated record